AGGGGCCCUCUGGGAAUUGUGGUCUCCCGAUCGGGGGGGGGCGGAGGCCGCCCAGUGUCAGCAGGAGGCUGCCGUGCUCCACGUGGCCGAGGCGGAGGCGGCGAUGUGCGACGGCGGGCAGGGCGGCUGCGGAGAGGAGCCGCUCCCGAGGGAGAGGCCCCGGGGCCGCUGUGACUCCAAAUGCGUCAAGUGCAAGGAGGCCUCCCCGGUGGUGAUCAUUCGUGCUGGAGAUGCCUUCUGCAAGGGCUGCUUCAAGGACUACUUCGUUCACAAGUUCCGUGCCAUGCUGGGGAAGAAUCGCUGCAUUUACCCUGGAGAGAAGGUUCUGCUGGCUUUUUCGGGGGGUCUUGCUUCCAGCUCAAUGUUGCGGCAGGUGCAAGAGGGCCUCAACCGAGAAGCUGCCAAGAAACUUCGCUUCAGACCAGGAAUAAUCUACAUUGAUGAGGGAGCUGUGUGUGGGCGGAGCUUGGAUGAGCGAGAGAAAACCUGCGGGCAGGUAGAGGCUGUCCUGCGAGCCACAGGCUUCCCCUAUCAUCUGGUGUUCUUGGAGGAGGUGUUUGACCUUCCCACUUCUGUCCUGAGCUCCCUUUCCCACAAUGCUACUGGCCAGGCACCCAGCUACAAGGAAGCAGUGGCUGAUUUCCUGAGGUGGCAGCAGCAGCAGCGGGAGGAGAGGAAGGAGGAGGACGCGGCGACUUCCCUGGAGGACCGGCUGGCAGAGUGUAGCCUGGAAGGCUGCUGGUGGCCGGGACGGUUGGCGGCUCUGCACGAGGCUGGCUCUUCCCUUGCUUCCCACGCACAAGAUCUGUCCCGCCUCUUUGCGGGCAUCAAAUCCCUAACUGCAAAAGAGGAGCUUCUGCAGACCCUCCGGACCCACCUGGUGCUGCAUGUGGCUCGGAGAAACAGAUACACGAAGGUGAUGGUGGGAGACAGCUGCACCCGUGUGAGCGUCAAGCUGCUGACCAACCUCUCUCUGGGACGGGGGGCCUUCCUGGCUAUGGACACGGGCUUCUUGGACAGCCGCUACGGGGAUGUCCUGAUCCUGCGCCCAAUGCGGGAAUAUCCUGCUAAAGAGAUUGCUUUCUACAACUACCUCUUCGGGGUGCCCACCGUCUUCACGCCUGGACUGGACACCAAAGCCUCUGACAGAGCCAGCAUCCACCUCCUGAUAGAGACCUUUCUCUGCAAGCUGCAGUUGGAAUUUCCCUCCACCGUCAGCACAGUCUACCGGACAGGAGAGAAGCUGAGCGCAGUCCCUCCGGAGGCCCAGCCUGAUGUGCCGACAGCACCAGCCAGCUGCCUCCUCUGCCUCUGCCCCUUGGACACCAAUGUUGAGGACGGAUCCUCCUUGCAGGCCACGCUGCUUUCGGAAAAGCUCAGCCAGUGGCCUCCAGCUGCGGAGGGAUGUUGCGGUGGCGGGACCCAGGCGGGUUGCUGCGGAGAGCCCCCAGCAGGAAGAGAGACCUCCCAGCUUGUCCCGUUGCUCUGCUAUGGCUGCCGCCUAACGGUCAAGGAGCUGAGCUGCGUGGAGUCUCUCCCCGCAUACAUUCACAAGGAGGCCGAGCGCCAGCGACGCAGGGCUGCGAUGAAGCAAGAAAUCCAGGAAUUCUUGCUUGAAGAUGACACUUGAUUUGCACUGGGUGCUUUAUGGCCUAAAAGAGUACAGGGGGAGGACUGUUUGUGGCUCUUCGUGGCCUGACAAUCUACUUCCAGAAGUGUUUUUCAAGCAGAGAAAUCAUUUUGGAUUCAGCACUGGCCAGACUGAGCCAAGAAGGAUCCAGAUCUUUCACAUGUGUCCAGUUUG
This is a messenger RNA of Pseudonaja textilis, 1804 nucleotides long. RefSeq names its product cytosolic thiouridylase subunit 2 (gene CTU2). Gene Ontology annotation, biological process: tRNA wobble position uridine thiolation. Gene Ontology annotation, molecular function: tRNA binding; sulfurtransferase activity. The record is from RefSeq and is a predicted model, not a curated record. Gene Ontology annotation, cellular component: cytosol. Lineage: Eukaryota; Metazoa; Chordata; Lepidosauria; Squamata; Elapidae.